Ictalurus punctatus (channel catfish) is the source of this 5865-nucleotide messenger RNA. RefSeq names its product TBC1 domain family, member 14. The transcript has 15 exons. NCBI's taxonomy places the organism in Eukaryota, Metazoa, Chordata, Actinopteri, Siluriformes, Ictaluridae. The record is from RefSeq and is a predicted model, not a curated record. Bases 570 to 2573 code for a protein of 667 amino acids.
UGCCUCUCUGCGCAUGCGCAGUCCUCCCGGCUCGGCAAGUUAGUGUUAAAAUGGCGGCGGCCGCAGCGGAGCAGGUAACGCAACCUGUUUAAUCUCAACUGCCGCUCGGCGUCACUUCAACUCGGGCGGUGCUGCUGGAGGAAAAGUGGACGAGUGUGGAUUUAUUUCUCGGAGCCUGUCAGUAAAAGUGCGUGUGUGCGUGUGUGUGUGUGUGUGUGUGAGAGGGAAGUAGCGCUGUGAUGAAGAAGCAGGAACAGAAAUGCACAGAUGAGUGAAGUUCAAACUGAACGGAAGUGAACUUCACAUGCCUCCUCCCCGCCGCGGCUCGGGGUCAUUAGAACGCGCAUUAGAGCGUUAUUAACGCGACCUUAUGCAGUUUAGGCCGGAGGGGUAACUCCUGCUCUCAAGUUCAUGCCGGGUUUCUGUGUGUGAAGAGAAGCGCCGAGUCCGAGACACACACACACAGAGAGAGAGAGAGAGAGAGAGAGAGGAAGGUGAAGUCUGUCCAUCAUCAUCAUCAUCAUCAUCAUCAUCAUCAUCAUCAUCAUGGACAGGAAGGUGCAGAUAAGAUGUGUAGAAGUGUUAUAAAGCAACACAACACGGAAGAAGGGAUGGACACAGAAGAUACGAUGAGAAACCCGGAUGGAAAAGAUUUUCACGCUGCUGAAAACGGCUCUGUCGUCGGUUCACACACUCCCGAUCUCCUUCGCGGUGUGUGUUUGAGCUCCACGCCGCUGUACUGCCGCUCGGCCUCAGCCACUGCCUCUCUGCACAGCGCCUCCUGUGGUGAGGAGGAGGAGCAGCACAGCGUGGAGUCGCAGGACUCGGGCAUCCCGACUCUGGAGCUCAGCUCACCCGAGGGGACGGAAGAGUCGCACAGCACAGACAGACACCGAGACGCUCCGGCCACGCUGAAGCUAGAGACGACGGGUGAGGGCGGGGCUUCAAGUCAGGUCAGGGGCGGGGCUUUAAGCUACCGAGACUCCACCUCUGUGUGCAGCACCUCCAGUCUGAGCACGGACUUCUCGGCCACGCUGUCGAUCGGCAACGACGAUGGCGCCGGCGACUUCGUGGUGACGUCGGACUCAAGCGCCGUCGUCGAUUUUCACGACUGUAGCGACUUCUCCCGGUUUCCCCAAGCCCCGCCCAUAAAUAGUGCACACGGACACCGUCACAACGAGGUAGCGACGAAGAAAGAGAGUCCAAUUGUGAGCUUCUUCAACAGGAGUCUGUUCUCUAAGAAGGGGAGGGACGCUGGAGGUCCGAGCGCUCAUUCCGAGCCGAACCGGAGGCUGUUUGGCAGAGAUUCACCCAGACCGACCCAAAGAGUUCUGAAGGAAAAUGAAAAGGCCGGUGAUUCUGCAUCUCCUAGACAGAGUGUGAGGAAACAUCUGGAGUUUGAGCCGCUCUCCACCACCGCUCUCAUACUGGAGCACCGACCUGCGAAUCUCCCAGCGAAGCCAGCAGAAGAAGCUCAGAAACACAAACAGCAGUAUGAAGAGAUGGUGGCUCAGGCCAAGAAGCGAGAGCUGAAGGAGGCUCAGAAGAGGAGGAGGCAGUUGGAGGAGAGAGUGCGAUUAGAGGAGAGUAUCGGCAACGCAGCACUCACCUGGAGUCAAGAGAUCCUGCCAAACUGGCACAGCGUGCACAGCUCUAAGCGAGUGAGGGAUUUGUGGUGGCAGGGAAUUCCCCCGAGUGUAAGAGGACGAGUGUGGAGCCUCGCUAUAGGCAACGAGCUCAACAUCACACACGAGCUGUAUGAUAUCUGUUUGGCGAGAGCGAAGGAGAAAUGGAGCGCUUCACCUCCAUCAGUCACCACAACAGAAAACGACACAGGAGAUGCGGGUUUGUCUCAUGCCGAUCGCGAGGCAAGUUUAGAACUGAUAAAGUUGGACAUUUCCAGAACGUUCCCCAGCCUCUGCAUAUUCCAGCAGGGAGGACCUUAUCAUGAUGUCUUGCACAACAUUCUGGGAGCGUACACCUGUUACCGGCCUGACAUGGGAUAUGUACAGGGAAUGUCAUUCAUUGCUGCAGUUUUGAUCUUGAACAUGAACACAGCUGAUGCCUUCAUCGCUUUUGCCAACCUGCUGAACAAACCGUGUCAGAUGGCUUUCUACAGAGUGGACCAUAGCCUUAUGCUGAUGUACUUCGCUGCAUUCGAAGUGUUUUUUGAAGAAAACCUACCAAAGCUAUUUGCACAUUUCAAGAGUAACAACUUGACACCUGAUAUUUAUCUCAUUGACUGGAUCUUCACCCUGUACAGUAAGUCUCUGCCACUGGAUGUUGCAUGUCGAGUGUGGGACGUGUUUUGUCGAGACGGUGAGGAGUUUCUCUUCCGCACGGCUCUCGGGAUCCUGCGUUUCUAUGCCGAUGUCCUCACACACAUGGACUUCAUCCAUAUGGCGCAGUUCCUGACACGGCUACCGGAGCAGAUCUCCACACACACACAGUCGCACACACUCUUCUCCUGUAUCAGCAGCGUCAGCAUGAGCUGCAGGAACAGGACUUGGACACAGGUGCUCCAGGCUCUGCAGAAGGAGUCGGAACAUUCCAGUCCUGUGCUGAAGCAUUGACCAAUCACACACUCUCAUAGAGACUUGAAUAAAGACCUGUGUGUGUGUGUAUGUGUGUAUGUGUGUCUGUGUGUCUGUGUCUGUGUGUGUGUGUGUGAAAGCUAAACCUCCAGACUCAGGACUUCUGUUUGUGUAAUUCAAACAACUUUUUUUGGGGAGUGAAGAUCGAAGGCAUCAGACUUAAUGCAGUACACACACACACACACACACACACACACACACGUACUGCUGGGACUCGGACAAAGCAAGCCAAACGUUUGCUGAUGGUUCCUGAACCUCUGCGUGAGACGCCAGUGGUGUUAUUGGCUGCUCUGGAGAAGGGAAAGAACCUAAUGACCAAUCAGAGCCGUUGAAAUGGUACCUGGGUUAGUUUGUCUGGUGAGAACCACGUACCACUGCACUAAAUAGUAAGUUACAAUAGUAAUCGGCACUAUAGGUACUUUUUUAUUUGAAAGAGACAGCUAUUUCCUUCCAUGCAUGCACUGAGCAUGCGUGGACGGUUCCUCCAGUCUGCUGUCGUCCAUCUGUUCAUCCUUUCUUAUUUUAUUUCUGUGUGAUGUAUACACUAUAUGCUGUGGCAUUACAGUUUCCCUUCACUGGAACUCAGAGACUCAGACCUGUUCCCAGUGUGCACAAAGUCGAGCUCCAUGAAGACGUGGUGUGUGAAGGUUGGAAGAAGCUGGAAGAACUCGAGUGUCCUGCACAGAACCCUGACCUCAACCCCACUGAACUCCUUUGGGACGAACCGGAACUGGAGCCUCCUCACAUGAUCAUCAGCACCUGACCUCAACAUCACUAACGCUCUUGUAGCUGAAUGAACACAAAUCCCCACAGCCACGCCCCAAAAUCCCCACAGCCACGCCCCAAAAUCCCCACAGCCACGCCCCAAAAUCUAGUGGAAAGCCUUCCCAGAAGAGUGGAGGAGGUUAUUAUAACGGCAAAGGGGAAUAAAUCUGGAAUGGGAUGUUCAAAAACACAUGUGUGUGAUGACCAGGUGUCUACAUACAGUCUGCUCCGAAAGUAUUGGAACGGCAAAUCCAAUUCUUUUGUUGUUGUUUUUUUUUUUUGUUAUACACUGAAGAUAUUUUGGUUUGAGAUAAAAAAGAUGGAGAUGAGACGAUAGAUCAGAAUUUCAGCUUUCAUUUCCUGGUAUUUACAUGUAGACGUGUUAAACGACUUAGAACAUGGCACCUUUGGUGGCAGAGUAGCGAGAUUAUAGGUGAAGCAAAAGUAUAGGAACAGAUGUCUUGAAGUAAAUGAAAGUAAAUGACACUUAAUAUUCGGUUGCAUGUCUCUCACUUUAAGUAACUGCAUCAAGCCUGCCAUUCAUGGACAUCACAGAAUUGUUAGUUUAUUCUCCUGUGAAGCUUCUCCAGGUUUUUCCUGCAGCUUCUUUCAGUAGUUGUUUGUUUCGGGGGGGUUCUCCCUUCAGUCUCCUCUUCAGGAGGUGAGAUGCUGAUCAGUUGGGUGAAGGUCCGGUGAUGGACGUGUCCAGUCUAAACCCUUCCACUUUCCCCCUGAUGAAGUCCUGUGUCGAGGUGGAAGUGUGUUUUGGGUCGUUGUCUUGCUGCAUGAUGAAGUUUCUCCUGAUUCAUUUGGAUGCAUUUCUCUGUAAACUGUCAGACAAAAUGUUCCUGUAAACUUCUGAAUUCGUUCUGCUGCUCCAUCAUGAGUUCAUCAUCAAUAAAGAUCAGUGAGAACGUUCCAGAAGCAGUCGUGCGAGCCCAAGCCAUGACACUACCUCCACCAUGUUUCACAGAUGAGCUCGUAUGUUCUGGAUCGUGAGCAGAUCCUUUCUUUCUCCACACUUUGGCCUUUCCAUCACUUUGGUAGAGGUUCAUCUUGGUUCCAGAACUUUUGUGGAUCAUCUCUGUAUUUCUUUGUGAAUUCCAAUCUGGAUUUCUGAUUCUUACUGCUGAUGAACGGUCUGCAUCUUGUGGUACGGUCUCUAUAUUUCUGCUCUCAAAGUCUUCUUCGAACACUGUAUUUUGCUACCUUCACCCCUGCCCUGUGGAGGUUGCUGGUGAUGUCACUGACUAUUGUUUUUGGGUUUUUCUUCACACAAAGGUCUCACAAUGUUUCUGUCAUCAGCUGUUGUUGUUUUCCUUGGCCGACCUGUUCCAUGUCUGGUUGUUAGUACACCUGUGUUUGUUUGUUUUUCUCAGGACAUUCCAAAUUAUUCAAUGCUUGUGCAAUGGCUCUGAUAGAUGUUCCCUCUUUUCUCAGCUUCAAAAUGGCUCACUUUUCUCCUAUAGACAGCUCUCUGAUCUUCAUGUUGGUUUAUCCUUUGUAACAACAAAUCUAAUCUUCACAGCUGAAACCCAGAGUUCAAACCAAGAGUAGAUAUUCAGAGCUAUUAAUUGUUUAAACAUUCACUUCAAAAGGGCACCCAGGCAGCAAGAAACAUCUGUCAGUGACAGAUGUUCCAUUAUUUUUGAUCACUUGAAAAAUGGGUGGGUUGAAACAUGUUCUAAGUUGUUUAACAUGUCUAGCUGUAAAUAUGAGGAAAUUAAAGCUGUAAUUCUGAUCUAUCGUCUCAUUCAUCAUUUGAUCAUUUGAGUGUAAAGCAAAAACUAAAGUGGCCUAAUAGUUCCAAUACUUUUUGGAAGGGACUGUACUGUUGGUCAUAUAUUGUAUCUCUUAAUGUAUUUUGUUUUCAUACUUCUGCUUGUUGAACUUAUGUUUGUACACUGUUGUGCUGCUUAAAAACAAAAAAAAAACAGUGUUUGGUUUUGAAGUUUUUUUUUUUUUUUUCUUCUUUUUGCGUGCAUGUUUGUUUUGUUCAUUAUAUUAUUUUCUAGUCUUUAAGAUUAUUGAGAAUAUCUACUGUUUUUAUUUAAUGCUUAAGCUGUCUGAAAGAGUCUGGAUCUGCACUUUUCUCCCACAACACCAAAGUGUCCUCUGAAGCACUGGGACAAAAAACCACGAGCUUUGUGGACUAUAAACAGAUGAAAAACUAAAGAGAAGACCAAAGCUGCGCAACAUUCUGUUCGAUUAACGAUCAUGUCAUGGAUAGAAACGAAUAAUUUUAAACGCUUAUUUUCUCUGAUGUGUCACUGGUUUCUCCGAACUCUGUUUCUACAGAAGUUGCAAGCUAAGCCUGUGGUAAAGCAUUUUUAGCACCUAAGCCUUAAUUUUCUUCCUCUGUGCAAACACCCCUCUUCUCGCUUUUUAUCUUCUCUGAAGUUCAUCUGUUUUCUUUUACAUGCCUAUAUUCUUAUAAAGCUGGAGAAUGAAUGUGUUCUUGUAAGAGAAUUAAAGACUUGAACUCAAUGAAGAACGCCUGUUUAAA